This is a messenger RNA of Strigops habroptila (Kakapo), 3257 nucleotides long. It is a transcript of the gene UBE2D2, whose product is annotated as ubiquitin conjugating enzyme E2 D2. Gene Ontology annotation, cellular component: nucleus. Gene Ontology annotation, molecular function: ubiquitin conjugating enzyme activity. The transcript is spliced from 7 exons. Bases 1163 to 1606 code for a protein of 147 amino acids. NCBI's taxonomy places the organism in Eukaryota, Metazoa, Chordata, Aves, Psittaciformes, Psittacidae. The record is from RefSeq and is a predicted model, not a curated record. Gene Ontology annotation, biological process: protein K48-linked ubiquitination; ubiquitin-dependent protein catabolic process.
UCCUCCCAGGCCUAAAAAUGAAUUCAUCAAAUCAUAGUCAUGGAAUGGUUUGGGUUGAAGGGACCUUAAAGCUCACCCAGUUCCAACCCCCCGCCACGGGCAGGGACACCUUCUGCUAGAGCAGGUUGCUCCAAGCCCCUGUGUCCAACCUGGCCUUGAACACUGCCAGGGAUAGGGCAGCCACAGCUUCUCUGGGCACCCUGUGCCAGCCCCGCGGCGCUCCCCGCGGGCAGGGGACACUGCGGCACAGCCGCGGGGCACAUACAGCGUGUCACCGGCCCCGCUCCCAGCGCCACUGACCGCAACCCACUGCCGGCCCCGGCCCGCCUCUUCCAAGGGGCAUCUGCUGCCGGGCCCCAUCUCGCGGGUCCCGCCCGGGCCACGGGGACAAUACGGACCCAGACCGGGGGUACCGUGACCGGCAGCCCCGGGCCCUCCCCAUGCCCACAGCGGCGGCGCGGCCGGGACUUCUUCCCGUCCCGUCUUCUCGCGAGAAGCCGCCGUCACGCGCGCGGCGGCCAACCGCGCCUCACGCAUCCACCGCCGCCGUCGUAUCCUUCCGCGCUCUCCCCCUCCCCCUUCUGGAGAGUUCUGCACGGCGGCCGCAGGAUAAAUAGUCCCACCCUCCCCCCUUCCCGCUUCCCCCCUCCCGCUUCUCCUUCUCUCCCGCCCGUCUCUCCCCUCUCGCUCCCGCCCCGGCCUCGCUUCGCUCCCGCCCCGGUCUCGGCGGCUGUCCCCGCGCCCUCCCGUCACUCAGCGGAGAGCGGUGGGGGUCGGUGCGCCGCGGCGGAGUGAUACGCGGAAGGCCGGCGAGGAGGCGCCAGCGCAUAAAGGGUCGGCGGAGGGAUGCGAUAGGAGCUGCGGCACCGAGCUCCAGCGCAGCGGCCAGGGAGCAGCGCGCCAGCCCCGGCCGCCGCAGGCCCCCGCCCGCCGCCGCCUCCGGGGGGGGCCCCUUCCCCCUCCUUCCCUUCCCCCCCUUCUCUCUCUCCUUCCCUUCCCCCCUUUCCCUCCUCCUCCUCCUCCCCCCCCCCGCUUCUUUUCUCUAUCCGCGCCGCCGCCACCUCCGCGCUCCUCCUUCCCUCCCCCCCUUUCCCCCCCUCGGAAAAUAGUCCCCGCGGCUGCCCCCUCCCCGCCCGCCCCUCCUCGCCGCCUCGCGCACACAAUGGCGCUGAAGAGAAUCCACAAGGAGUUGAAUGACCUGGCGCGUGAUCCUCCAGCACAGUGUUCAGCAGGGCCUGUUGGUGAUGAUAUGUUCCAUUGGCAAGCUACAAUAAUGGGACCAAAUGACAGUCCCUAUCAAGGUGGAGUAUUCUUCUUGACAAUUCACUUCCCAACAGAUUAUCCCUUCAAACCACCUAAGGUUGCAUUUACAACAAGAAUCUAUCAUCCAAAUAUUAACAGUAAUGGCAGCAUUUGUCUUGAUAUUCUACGAUCACAGUGGUCCCCAGCACUAACUAUUUCAAAAGUACUUUUGUCCAUCUGUUCUCUGUUGUGUGAUCCCAAUCCAGAUGAUCCUUUAGUGCCUGAGAUUGCACGGAUCUACAAAACAGAUAGAGAAAAGUACAACAGAAUAGCUCGGGAAUGGACUCAGAAGUACGCGAUGUAAUUAAAGAAAUUAUUGGAUAACCUCUACAAAUAAAGAUAGGGGAACUCUGAAAGAGAAAGUCCUUUUGAUUUCCAUUUGACUGCUUUCUAUGAGCCCACGCCUCAUCUUCCCCUGUGCACAUGUUUACCUGAUACAGCAGUGCUGCGUGUUGUACAUACUUGGAACAACAAAAUAGAAAUACUGUAUUUCCCCGUACCAACAUUGACUCCUAGCAGAGAAGUGUGUGUGUGAAAAGCUGGUUCUUCAGUCAUAACUUUGUGAGCCUAAAAGCAUUCCCCUCUUGAUUUAAAUUGGGUAGUAAAAUGUGAACGGGAGAGUGAUGGCAGAGUUCAGAUUUCUAGGGACAGUGUUGCUGGUCCGUGAAGGAUUUUAAGUGGAAUCCUUUUAAACUCAUAACAGUUAUGAAAAGCAAGGUGAAGAACUUGAAGCUGUUUCUGUAUUCAUUUUAUUCUGAAGGACCUACACCUUAGGUAAAUGUUAUGACCAAUGAGAGAAACUGUACCCACAUCCUGUGUUUAAGGUCUAAGUUUAACCAGUCACCAUUUAAAUGGAUUGGAGCUAUUAGUGCAUCAAGUGAUGUUGAUUUGUUUCAACUCUCUCCCUUCCUUCAUACUUCUUUUGGUUUGUAUGUGGUUUCUCAGUUAAUACCUAGCUAAUAGCUCUUAUUUUUUUCUUAAGUUUUUUAACUGCUUAGGUCUUUCUGGAUGUAAGGGUAAAAAAAAUCCAUUUGACAGACAAACUUGUGUGUAUUUAAAGACCCAACUGCUCCCCUGGAGCUUGUACGUUCAAGAAUGAUUAAUCUGUGUAAUAAACUGAUUACUACAGUCAUUACAUAUAACUUUGUGUGAAUAGGCUUUUACUUUUAAGAGCAGUUUGUUACAGGCUUAAAGUAAAAUGGUGGAUUUCUAAACCUCUUGCGUUGACCUAUGGUUGAGUUUGAAGGCGUGAAGCAGCUUGGCUUGAUCCCCACGUGCACCUGGAUGAGACAAACGUAAGCUUGAGCACUUCCAUGAGAUCAGGAUGUGCCCUGUGCCAGGAACCUGACUGUUAAACCAAAUCAGCAGUUCCCUAACUGAGAACGAGUGACAUUUUACAGAGCCUAAUGGUAUUAUUCCCACUUGCAUGGGACCUAACACAAUGCAUAUGUACUGUAGGUAAGUGAAACCUUAUGUAACUAAAAUAAUGGAUGUAAAAGGGUAAAAAAAAAAAAAAAGAAAAAACCUACCAAACACAUCAGCACAAACUUUCAUAAAAUGUAGCUUUUACAUAAUUACUUUGCACUAAACAUUUGCAAAUGUUCAUUCAGUUUGAAAUUGUACUUGUAUGUGUCUUUUUUUUCUUUUUUUUUCUUUUUUUUUUUUUUUGGAACAAAGUCUUCACUUGAAUCUAGUGGAAACAAACAAAAAAAAAUGUAGUUUGGAACUUUUUUUCUUUGUAUACAAGUGUAUUUGCCAGCAGCGUUGGUGUGACAGUAGGUGAGUCUGCAAGUUUAUCUCCUUCCUCAUAGUAGAAUUGUGAACAAAGCCAUCGACUGAAGGAGAGGCUGUAGCCUCCAGCCCUCCAGCCACAAGGGUCUGUCCCACCCAUUUCCAACUGCAUCUUGACACUCUUGCACAAAACGAGGAAUAAAUGUCCACUGCUUUUGGUCUAA